Paramecium pentaurelia is the source of this 344-nucleotide messenger RNA. NCBI's taxonomy places the organism in Eukaryota, Ciliophora, Oligohymenophorea, Peniculida, Parameciidae. The record is from the annotation of a GenBank genome assembly.
AUGAAAUAUAUCUUAAUUGUUGCACUUUUGAUUUUGAUAAUCACAGCAAGGUCAGUUCAUAAAAAUGAAGAUGAUGAAAUGACUAGAUGCAUGGCAAAACAUUGCAAAAAAUAAGCAGGAGGUUGUGCAAGAAUUUAAGGAUGUGCUGAAAAUCUUAAGAAUUGUGCAAAUGAUCUUGAAAAAGAUGAAGAUCUAGAAAAAGUAUAUAUAAAAUUUGAAAUUAUUAGUUUGACACAUGUUUAGGUAAAGUACCAUAAUCUUAUUCAUUGAUGGAAUGCAUACUUUAAAACUGUUCCGAUAUUGAAAGGAAAAGUGUUGAAUAGCUUUUUAAAAAAAAGAAUUGA